CAGACAUGCUUUUUUUAAUUGUCAGCAUAUCUAAAAAACAAGGACAUAUUAACUUUAUCAGUGUUUUAGUUAAGGCAGUGGAAACCCUUGUUCAAACAAGUGACUGAGGUUGAUUGUGUUUUGCUGUGGAAUGGGAAAGCCAUAGAGAUAUGAGAGCGAUAGUAGUGUUCGUUGAGAGUAUAAAAGAGUCCAGCAGCCUAUGGAGCGAUGUACAGAGUAACCAUGGGCAAACUACUCAUCUGCAUCGGUAAGUGGAAUUACUUUUAGGCUAAUUUAGCUUAUAACUGCACUAAUGCUCUUUCUAUCUUUCAAAGAUUUUAUUUUAAUUUUCAUUGUAAUGGCAAUUACCAACAUUCAAACAUACAAGGCUCUGUACUACAGCUUUGGCUCCCUGUGGAGAGAAUAGGCCACUGACGAAUGUCCUCUAGCUAUGCAUUUUGUCAAUGCUACUGUGGUCAAUGUUUCUAAGGACUGAGGUUGCCAGCCCCAUGACCAGCCUAUAUUCAUGUCUGAGGGAAGGAACUGCACUUUAUAUAAUUAUCAUUACAGUUCUAAGUAAUGCUGACUUUUUUCAAGUUUGAUGUAACAUAAACUCUCUCUCUUUCUCUUUCUCUUCCUCCCUUCUUUAUUUCUGUCUCUCUCUUCCCCUCUUUCUCUCUCUCUAGGACUGGCUCUCCUGCUGCAUGUGCAGCUAGGUAUGUUUUAAGUACAUUUACUUUACAUGUAGCCAAUCAGAGAACAAUAACUCGACUUACAGAGCAUGACAACCAUGACUCUAAAACUGCCUCUCCUAACUCUACCAUUACUACUACCGUUCCAUAGGGUCCUCCUACAUCCUCUCCUGUUAUUUCACUAACUGGGGCCAGUACCGGCCAGGAGCAGGCAAGUAUUUCCCCACCAACGUGGACCCCUGUCUCUGUGACCAUCUGAUCUAUGCCUUUGCCGGCAUGGCCAACAACGAGAUCAAGACCUACGAAUGGGACGAUGAGAAACUCUAUGGACAGUUCCAGGCUCUCAAGAACCAGUGAGAGAGAGAGAGACACACACACACAAACACAUGCACAAACACACACUCAAGCAGGCAUGCACACAUGCACAUACACAUGCAUGCAUGAAGGGACGCACACAAAUACACAAAUGCAGGCAAACACAUUCUCAUUCAGGCAUGUUCACACCACAGGAGUUUGGUGGCACUUUAAUUGGGGAGGGCGUGCUCUUGGUAAUGGCUGGAGCGGAAUUAGUGGAAUGUUAUCAAAUAUAUGAAACACAUGGUUUCCAUGUGUUUGAUGCCAUUCCAUUUGCUCCAUUCCAGACAUUAUUAUGAGCUGUCCUCCCCUCAGCAGCCUCUGGUGGUACACACACAUGCACACAUAAGCCAGGACUAACCCUAAAUCUUGUAUUUGCUAACAGGAACAGCAACCUGAAGACUCUGUUGGCCAUUGGAGGAUGGAAUUUUGGCACUCAGCCGUAAGUGGAGAUACACACACACAAGUGCACACACACAUGCCCACACAUACCCUGUGUCUGAGCCGUGUGUGUGUACACAGGUUCACAGCGAUGGUGUCCAGUGCAGCCAACCGCCAGACGUUCAUCAACAGCGUGAUCAAGUUCCUGAGGCAGUACCAGUUUGACGGCCUGGACAUUGACUGGGAGUAUCCCGGAUCCAGAGGAUCCCCGCCCGCAGACAAGGCCAGAUUCACCACCCUGCUGCAGGUUAGACUCAAACACCCAUACACACAAACACACACGUGAAUGAACAAACACGGAUGAACACACAUUAAUAAACACACACACACACACACACACAGAUGAACACACGCACAUACAGAUACACAAAUGAACAUACGGACAAGAAUGAACACAUGAAGACCAAAAUGAACACACACAACCCUCUGUGCGCGGUCUCCUUCUAGGAGCUGAUGGCUGCCUUUGAUGCUGAAGGAAAGAACACCAACCGUCCUCGUCUGAUGCUGACUGCAGCUGUGGCUGCUGGAAAGGGAACCAUUGACACUGGAUACCAGAUCGCCGAGAUUGGAUCGUCAGUACACACACACUGGGCAUCAUUCAUAUAUUAGUUCUUAUGAAGAUUGUGUACACAAAAACAUGCAUGAUCUAUCAAAUACUUAUUGGCAUAUUGGAAACUCUCUCUCUGCCCCUCCCUUCCUCUCUCUCACUCCCUCUCAGGGUGUUGGACUACCUGCAUGUGAUGACCUAUGACUUACAUGGAGCUUGGGAACACAGCACUGGAGAAAACAGCCCUCUCUACAAAGGACCAGCUGAUCAGGGAGACUACAUUUACUUCAAUGUGGUGAGUCUCUCUCUCUCUUUCUCUAUCUCUGCCUGUCUCUUCCUCUAUCUCUUCCUCUGCUUAUCUAUCUGUCUCUUCCUGCCUAUUUAGUUUUCAGUUGAGAAUGAGUAGCACAUAUUUAAGUGAUAAUGCCCUCGAAGCCGGUGUUUGAAGGAUAUAUUGGCAUGGGUGUUGCCAAUAAAUCCUCCAAACACCGGCUUCGAGGGCAUUAUCACUUUUAUACAACGGGUUACCAACAUAUUCAAAUAAUGAUUUACAUAUUUUUUAUAGAAAACAUUAUUUUGAUUAAUUUAUUCAUACUAUUUGAUCCUUCCACAAGAUAUAGUCCCGACACAAAUCUAGGGUUGCUAGAGAUGCGACCCAGUCGUUCAGUGUUUUUAUUCUGUAUCUAUGGACGUGACACAAUCAUUUGUUCUAAAUGUUCCAUUGCCAUACUGGCUGGCAACGUUCUGAUCCCUUGCUUGCUAGCUAGCCAACUACAGCUAAUUUACAGUCACGUCAAACAGUGCAGCCAGACCAACACAAAGUAUUGCAUUUGCAUUUGUUUAAGCUGUUUUCUAGUGACAUUUAUUUGGAUACAUCCAUAACAAUGAGCUAAUGAGGUGUGAUUUCGCCUGGCAUAGAAAAUGUGCUCACUCGUCAGGACACUGAUGUUCAGAGGAGCUAGCCAACAACACAGCUACAGUAACACAAUCACUUCAAUCUGAAGCUGGAAAGACUGCAAAUUAGCUGUGUGUCGUUUAACCUUUUUUCAAUUGACAUUUUUUUUAUAUAUUCAUAAAAAUGAUGCCACCUGAUUCAUGAUUUCGACUGGCUGAGAAACGCUGCCUGCCUGUCUCGUCCCAACUCCUGACACAUUCAUUACUAUGGGACAGCAGGAGAUCGAAUUUGAAUAUUGAAACAAUGUUGUAGAUGUCGGAGAGACAGACAGCAAGGUUUAUAUGAAUCUCCGCUGUUGAAAAGGAAAUGCUACUCUAAAAGAAAUGACUACAUGCUUUUUAUAGUGGAGAUCAAAUGUAUAAGUUGGCUGGCUGGGCUGAUGAGACAGUGGAUUGCGCAGUCAGAUGGAACAGAGUAAAUAGACAUUUUAACAUCAUAGAUUUAGCCGGUGGCAACUUGUGAAAUAGACACCGGCUGGAAUGCGGUUUUAACUAAUUAGCAUUCAGGAUUAGACCCACCAGUUAUAUAAAUCUUAAUAAUUUUUCUCUCUCCAGUGUUCUCACUACCACAUACUGUGUGUGUUCUCAGGACUAUGCUAUGAAGUACUGGAAGAGCAAUGGUGCCCCCGCUGAGAAGCUCCUGGUUGGAUUCCCCACCUACGGCCACACCUUCCAGCUGGCCAGUGGCUCUAACACUGGAGUGGGCGCUCCCGCCACCGGCCCCGGCCCCGCCGGACCAUUCACCAGGCAGUCUGGCUUCCUGGCCUACUACGAGGUAACUGACAGGAUUAGGAUAGGUCUGAAAUUACACCCUAUUAAAUUCCCUACACAGUGCGCUACUUGUUUGCUCUGGUCAAAGGUAGUGUCCUAUAUGGGGAACAGGGUGUCAAUUUGGAUGCAAAUCCAGUGUAUGUUUUUGAGUGAUUACAUCUACAGCUUCCUGAAUCAUGCAACUCCCAACCCUAACAUAAGUGUGUGUGUGUCAUUAGAUCUGCACCUUCCUGAAGCAGGGAGCUACCCAGGCCUGGGACUCUACCCAGAUGGUGCCCUACGCCUACAACCAGCAGAACCUGUGGGUCGGAUAUGACAACGUCAAGAGCUUCCAGGACAAGGUCUGUGUUUGUGUGGGUGUGUGUCUGUUGGGGGAAAGAUAUGACUAGGGGGUAAUGGAGUAGCAUCCUACUCUGUUUCAAUAAGCCUAAUAAUAUAUGGAAUUAAGCAGAAGCUUUUAUCUACAUGAUUUACAGUAGUGAGUGCAAGCCUUUCUUAUGGGUGACCACAGCGGGAAUCAAAUCCACGAUCCUGGCAUUGCAUGCGCCAUUCCCUGCCAACUGAGCAACAUGGAACAAAUGAUAACACUCUAUCACCAACACAAAUGUGUCCAAUUUCACCCCCUUAAGUAAACCUUCCACUCCCCUACAGAUCGAGUGGCUGAAGAACACUGGCUACGGAGGAGCCAUGGUGUGGAGUCUGGAUCUGGAUGACUUCUCUGGAACCUUCUGUGGACAGGGCAGAUACCCGCUGAUCAACACUAUCAAGUCUGGACUGGGAACUGGAGCCGGUGAGAGACACAGACACAAACGCAAGCCUGCAUGCACACACAAACGUUCAACAACAACCCUCUCCAACACUCUCUCAAAUAGUAGUAGAAAUGUAGUUGAAAAGAUCUCAACCCACUUUUUCUUCUAUCUCCCCCCCCCACUCCUAUGUCUUCCGUCUCUCCCAGGUUGUGCAGCCCGUAGUAACCCCAUCGCCCCAGUGACUCCUACCCAGCACCCACUCAACCCCCCACAGCCCAGCGGUCAAGGUGGCAGCAGCGGGGGUGGCAGCAGUAGCGGUGGCAGUAGUAGCAAUGGAUCUGGCUUCUGCGCCGGGAAGGCUGACGGCAUAUACCCUGACCCCACCAAUAACAACCACUUCUACAACUGUAGCAAGGGCGUGACCUACGACGAGCAAUGUCCUGCCGGCCUGGUGUUUGACACCAGCUGCAAGUGCUGCAACUGGGCCUAAGAAACCAUGCAUCCCCCCGAUUAAUGAAGGAGCUGGGUCUAAAGGUUGUGUGGUUGUUAGGGCCACUGUUGUCAUGGCCUAUUUUAACAUCAGCUCCAUGUAACAUGUCAAAUCCACUCCAAUAAACUUCCA
Messenger RNA from Coregonus sp. 'balchen', 5109 nucleotides. The record is from the annotation of a GenBank genome assembly. Lineage: Eukaryota; Metazoa; Chordata; Actinopteri; Salmoniformes; Salmonidae.